Molecule: messenger RNA, 2486 nt
Organism: Ictalurus punctatus (channel catfish)
Lineage: Eukaryota; Metazoa; Chordata; Actinopteri; Siluriformes; Ictaluridae
Gene: psap
Product: prosaposin
Exons: 14
Coding region: 178-1743 (521 amino acids)
Biological process (GO): sphingolipid metabolic process
Cellular component (GO): lysosome
Source: RefSeq, a predicted model, not a curated record
CGAAAUUGCCAGGUCACGUGGUCGAACGAGUCAGCGUCACCUGACUGGCCGUGUUUUUAAGCUCGCGCUGGUGUCAAUAUACCGCAGUGCAGCAGCUAAAGAGAACCGAGCGACUCCGUCCUGUGGUCAGCAAGCAACAACUCAGUAAAGAACAAGGAGCUCUGCCGUGAACCCAAGAUGCUUCUCACGCUUCUUUUGGUCUCAACUGCUGUGGCCAGCCCUCUUUUGGGAACUGAGCAGUGUGCUCGUGGACCCCCAUACUGGUGCCAAAACGCCAAGACCGCCUCCAUUUGCGGCGCAGUCUCCCACUGCCAACAAAAUGUCUGGAACCAGCCUCAUGUGAAAUCUGUGCCAUGUGACUUGUGCAAAGAGGUGUUGGGUGUGGUGGACAAACUGCUCAAGGAGAACUCAACAGAGGCUGAGGUCCUGAGCUACCUUGAGAAAACAUGCCAGUUGAUUCCUGAUGAAGGCCUGGCUGCUCAAUGCAAGGAAGUUGUAGACAAUUACUUCCCUGUCCUUAUUGAUGUUAUUAAAGGAGAGCUGGACAACCCAGAUGUGGUAUGUAGUGCUCUUGGCCUGUGUGUAAGCCAGCAGGAGGCUCUUGCCAAAGCUCAGCUCAUGUCCAAUAAGAUUCCUAAGGUGGAUCUGAGCCAGCGGUUUAACCCGUUACUCCUCAACAUCCCUCAGCUCCUUUACCCCAAGGAGAAUGUCAAUAAGGAGAAGGAGACCACCACAGAGGCGAAUAGCGACGUGUGCGACGACUGUGUGAAGUUCAUCACUGACAUUCAGGCGGAGGCCAAGAAAAACACCACCUUUGUCAACUCCCUGAUUGAGCAGCUUGAGAGCCAGUGUGAGCUGCUGGGUCCUAGCUUUUCUGAUAUUUGCAAGCAGUACAUCGGCCAGUACGCACCUCUUAUUUUUCAGCAACUCCUGUCCAUGCAACCCAAAGACAUCUGUUGCCGUGCCGGUUUCUGUGACUCCACCCCCGAAUCUGUGCCCAUGCUGAAUCUGGUUCCUGCUAAAACCAUCGCUGCAAAAAAAACCAUCCCUGCCAUUAAGUUGGUAAAGUCUGCCAAGAAGAUGGUGCGUGCCCGUGAAUCCCCACAGUGUGCCAUCUGUGAGUUUGUGAUGAAGGAGCUUGAAAGUAUAAUCCAGGACCAGAAAAGUGAGGAACAGGUGGUACAAGCUGUGGAGAAAGUGUGCAACCUCCUUCCCUCCACCCUUUCUGCACAGUGCAAGGAUCUGAUCGAGACCUAUGGUCAGGCAAUCAUUGAGCUGCUGUUACAGGAAGCUAGUCCCAAGGCUGUCUGCGGUAUUCUGGGGCUGUGCAGGGAUGCGAGUCGUGCCUUCAUCCCUGUGCUUGAGAAGGCUGAGUUUGAGGCUGGUGGGUUCUGUGAUGUGUGCAAGAUGGCCGUGCGCUACAUAGAUGGCAUCCUGGAGCAGAAUGCCACAGAGGCCCAGAUCGAGGACGCAGUAAAAAAAGUCUGCAACUUCCUGCCUGAUGAAUUUAAAACGCAGUGUGACCAGCUCAUCGAGCAGUAUGAGCCUCUGAUUGUCCAGCUGCUGCUCCAGGCCCUCGACCCCGAAUUUGUCUGCAUGAAGUUGGGUGCAUGCCCUGGGGCACUGAAGAUGCUGCUGGGAAUUGAGCAGUGCAGCUGGGGCCCAGCCUUCUGGUGCAAGAAUAUAGAGACUGCCACCCGCUGUAAUGCGGUGACCCACUGCACACGUCACGUUUGGAAUUAGAGAGGAGCUGCGUGCACAAACUGACCUGCGGAGCUAAAGGAGAAUUUCAGUAGCGCUGUUGUCUGUUUUGUAAAAGUCAGCCUGUCGUCCUGUUUUAUUUUAGAUGGUGAAAUGAUUUAAAAUUAUAAGUACUUUUAUUAAAGCAAUGUUGCCAUCCGGGAAGGAUUAAAGUUGCCACUAAGGGAAGGUAACAGUACUGUGGAGGAGGUACAAUGUGGAGAGACUGAUUUUACUAAAGAAUGUUUUUCUCUUUUUUUACUGAACUUGAACUGUAUCUUCAGCUGCUGAUAUUUUGAUCAAGAACAAGAGGGGUGGGAAGGGUUUUAUUUUUUUUCCUGAAUCACUUAGUUCCCCCCCCCAAAAGGGUUUUGGCUCCCUUUAAAGGAAAACCUGCAACUGCUUUAGCCACAAGAGUAGGGAGCUGAUUUAGAAUCGUUUGGUUUUUACUGACAUUUUUCAUCCUAAUUGAGGUUUGUUUUGUGUUUUUGCAGUAACACUUAUGCCCUCAUCAGUUUGAAGGCCCUGUUAAGUUAAUGUGACCUUGCAUCUAGUUUGUGUCUAGGGCCUUGGCUUUUUUUUUUUUUUUUUUUUAAAACCCCCUCCUUUUUCUUUUUUUUUUUUUUUUUUUUUUUUUUUUUUUGUUUAUCAAAUGAUCCUGAGCUUCAGUGUGCUUCAAUCUUAAUACUGAGCUAUUUGUUGGAAUCUGUACAAUUUUUAAUGGAAAUUAAACAAGCCUAAAUCUA